AACAAACCAACCAAGCGUACGACGCGUCCAGAAACACAACAAAACCAUUUAAAAUAGUUCUCGUACUCAAACAUAUCUUUAUACUGCCUCUUGUGUACAGCCACAAAAGUGUACUACUAUACCGUGGUAUAAUGCGACAAUAGUUGAUUUACCCAUCACUGCCAACAAACUAACACACCAAUGGAAUACCUAACCGGUCUGUCGCAAAAGGAGAAUGUGCGCGCCGCUUGCAAAAAGUGUGGUUUCCCGGGACACCUUACGUACCAGUGCCGGAACUAUCUGACGGUUGAUCCACAAAGUCAUGCGGUAGUGCCGACCCAGCAGCGUCCCGGUAGUGAAUCGCCGGAACAAAACUAUCUUACCCCGCUGCAGGAACUUCGCAAGCAGGAAGAGGAAGAGGAGCAGCGUAAGGCAGAAAAGGCGGAACGCAAAGAACGCGCUCGGAGGGCGAAGGAGGCACGCAAGGAGCGAAAGAAGCGCAAACACCGGAAACGAUCCCGUUCACUGUCGUCGAGUUCGAGCUCGAGCAGUUCGGAUUCAAGUGAUACGGACAGUAGCAGCAGCAGCAGCAGUGAUGGCAAACAUAGAAAGAGAAGCAAAAAGCGGAGCAAGAAAAAGCUCACGAAAAAGCGUAAAAAGUCGAAAAAGGGUAAGCACAGCCAUACCAAGCGACGAAGCAGGUGCGGCCGAGGUAGCAGUUCCGAUAGCUAGAAAGGCAUUUUGGCCGUAAGGUAAAAACCCCCUUCUUAACGCAACUAGCCCGACUCAGACUGUAUAAGUUUACUCAAAACUCGUGUAUAUUGCACAUGGCUAAAUAAGAUGCUCUUGCAUGCAGACAGCGGAAUGUU
This is a messenger RNA of Anopheles stephensi (Asian malaria mosquito), 848 nucleotides long. RefSeq names its product protein SREK1IP1. Gene Ontology annotation, molecular function: zinc ion binding; nucleic acid binding. The record is from RefSeq and is a predicted model, not a curated record. The transcript is spliced from 2 exons. Bases 181 to 711 code for a protein of 176 amino acids. NCBI's taxonomy places the organism in Eukaryota, Metazoa, Arthropoda, Insecta, Diptera, Culicidae.